Phytomonas sp. EM1 is the source of this 450-nucleotide messenger RNA. NCBI's taxonomy places the organism in Eukaryota, Euglenozoa, Kinetoplastea, Trypanosomatida, Trypanosomatidae. The record is from the annotation of a GenBank genome assembly.
AAACCAAAUUGUCUAAAAGUUUUUGGAUUUCUAACUUUUUUAAAAAUUCUUGUAGCAAGUUUUUUUGUCUUUCUCUUAUUUUGUAUUAGUUUUCAUUGUUGAUGGUUCCGCGUUCAUUACAUAGUCGAGGUGCUUAUCGCUUCUUUUUAGGAUGGCCUACUUUGAUUCUCACAUGGGGAUUUAUUAUUUGGUUUUCCCUUACUAUCUGGCAUCAUGCAACUUCGCCUGUGCGAUUCCAUGAUUACUCUAAUCCACAGAACCACUUCAAAAUUGAUCCAAAUUGGUACUUUGCGCUUUGGAUUUCUACGAUGCCACAGCUUUUGUUUUUCUGUAUAUUUGGCAUGUGGGUAGGGUGGAAAUUUUUUAGACAUAAUUGAAGUCAAUUCCCUUUAUUACGCUUUUUCGAGAACUAAUAUGGUACAUUUAGACUAUAAUUGUCCUUCCUUCAAA